Messenger RNA from Xiphias gladius (swordfish), 4799 nucleotides. RefSeq names its product fibroleukin-like. The record is from RefSeq and is a predicted model, not a curated record. NCBI's taxonomy places the organism in Eukaryota, Metazoa, Chordata, Actinopteri, Istiophoriformes, Xiphiidae. The coding region runs from base 10 to 4245 and encodes 1411 amino acids. The transcript has 2 exons.
UAGGACGCGAUGAGGUUAACAGCACUGUGCGUAUGUCGGACCCUGCUGGCCUUCUUGAGCCUCUUUUGGACCGCAGCAGACUCUGGUGAAGGAGACCUCCUGGGUGAUAAUGGAUAUGGCCCCUGUGCUGCAACUCUGCAACCCGAGGGGCCGUGCAGACAGGGGCAGGAUGAGAACGCAUGCCCGUACCUAUUUAGUCUGCCACCGCUGACUGUUCAUUUGCCAAAGCAGCUUAAAGAGCUGGAGAAGAUCAUGAAGGAUCUGCAGAAGCUGAAAGACAAUGUGGACCAACUGCGGAAGAUGUGUGCAGAUUGUACAGUAAGCCAAACUGAGAGAGAGUGUGGAAGGCAAGGAGAAAGAGAGCAUGUCAAGCUGAAUGAGGGUACAGAUAGAAAUGUGGAUGAGAGGAACUGGGUGAAUGAGAGAAAUCCUGAGAGACUAGAAGACUCUAGACAAGAGUGUGGAACAAAAAGGGUUAAAGUGGAAGAGAGUAUGGAAGGAGAUGGUGACACUAACUCAGAAAAAAGAACAAUUUUGGAAGAAAGAGGGAGAAAGAAAUGGGAAGCAGAAAGAGAGAGUGAUAAAGGGGUCGUAAAAGAAAAAGAGAAAGCAGAAACCUUAAAGGAAAUGGCCGAAAAAGAUGGGAAAACUCAGACGGAGGGGGCUAAAGGAAAGGAAAAAAAUAACAGGGAGACAGAUACAGAAAGAAAUAAAGGAAAAGACAGAAAAGGAGAUUCAAAGUUGGAAAUAGAGGAUACGUUGGAGAGUGCAACAGAAAGAAAGACGACCACUAAUAUCAAAAAUGAGGAUAAAACAGAAGAAAGUGACCAUCGCGUGUGGCGAGAUGAAACAAAGGAAACAGACCCAAAGACCCAAACUGAAGAAGACAGGGGCAGUGAUGGGAUAAAGAUGUCUGAGGACCAUGAUGAGCAUACAAAUAAGGAGCAAGAGCAGCACAGGGAGGAGGGGAAAAAGAAAAUAGAAGAGGGAAUAAAAGUGGAGGGAAAUAAUGAGAAACCAAAACAGACUGAAAGCAUUGGGCACACAGAAAAAGAGAAGACUAUAAAAGAGGGGGAGGAUGACAGAGAGAAGGGAGAGGAGAUCAAAACAGAAAGAGAAGAAAUGGUCCCGAGUGUACAGAGAGACAGGGAUGGAGAAUUAGCAUCCAACAAAGCAACUGAAAGGACAGACUUUGUUUCAAUCAGCCCGACUCCACAGUCUACCAUUAGUUUAGCUCCGAGACAUGACUCCAUGGACUCAAACGAAGAUACAACCUUUACGUCAUCCAUGUCAUCGCUUCCUUUGUCAAGUUCACAUUUGAUCACAGAUGUCAACCAAGGGAUGACGAUCGGUGAUUAUGGACUACCAACCCAAAACACAGACUUAGAGGUAGCUGGCAUUUCUGAGCACCCACCCCCUGAUGCAGAGGCAGGCUUUAGGAGCAGAAGUAGGCCAACAAAAGCAACAGUAAGCACAUUGGGUGGCCCUGGACAACAGAUAACCAGUGACACUACUAGGUUCACCUUUACAACUAGUACUAUAUUCCCAGGAUUUGCAGACCACAGCCGUUGGACAGCUAAAAAGAAUAUCAGCUCAAACACUAAUAUGGGUGUGAAACUUCCACCAGGCCAAGGACCAAAGCCCGGUGAAAAGUAUGAGGCUGGAAUUAAGCCUGAAGCAGACCCAAAGCUAAAAGAUCCUGAGAAUAAGCAUAAACCUGACCAAGCUCCUUUGCCUGACGAUAAAACAAAAUAUGACCAAAAGCAGAAAACGUCUCACCAAAAACCAACAGCUGACCAGAAACCCAAACCUGGCAAAGACCCUCAACAAGUCCAAAUUCCAAAACCUGAUCAGAGAGCUCCACCUGAUAAUUUAACUACUGAUCAAAAUCUGAAAAACAAUCCAAUACCGAAACAUGACAAAGACCAUACAACUGAUAAAAACAAGUCUCCUGACUUCUCCUGUGUCAAGACACCUUCAUCUCAUCAAAGACCUGUAACUGUAAAUGCAACCGUUUCUGACAAAGAUCCUCUGACUGACCAAGAACCUAAAUCAGUUGAAAUCACAAUUAUUAAUCAAAACUCAAAACCUGAAAAGAAGCCACAUCGUCCUCUUACAACCGACAAGCCUGACCACAUGCAAAAACCAUUGAAAAAUCCAAAAAGUGGACAAAAAACACAACCUGAUCAAAGGUCUGAACCAAACCAACAUUUCACACCUGUUCAAAAGCAUGAAUCUGAGGCAAGUGAAACAACUAGCCUUGCACCAAAAACUAACCAAAAGUCUGUAACAGAAUUAAUGGGAAAUUCUGAUGAUAAUCCUUCUCCUAAGCCUAAAUCUAACCAAGACUCAACACCUGGACAAAAGCUUACACUUGAUCAUAUUAAUAUACCCCCUGAUCAAAAGCCUAAACCCAGCCACAAAAUCCCUAAAAUUAACCAAAACUCUAUGCCUGGACACAUACCUAAACUUUACCAAAUACAUCCAGAGUCUGCGACAGGCCAAAAGAUUAAAUUGAAUGCGAAGCCUAGACCUGACCAAGCACCAAGAACAAAACAGGGCUUUGAAAUACCUUGGCCUGGCCAAAUGUCUAAUCUUAACCCAAAAUCUUUGCCUGAUGAAAUCCCUGUAGCAAAAUCCAACAAAACAUCCAAACCAAAGCCUCCCCCCAGACACAGACCACCAACCGGACCUACACUCAAGCCAGAAGAAACAUCUGUUCAAAGGCCAAAACCAGCAGUGCAACUAAAGCCAAGCCCAAAGACCAAAAAAGAUUUAGAACCUCCUCAUAUCAGCGGGACUACUUCAGAUGGCAUCCAAAAGGCUCAAACCGACAUGCCACCUACAUCUGGCCCUGUAAAACUGACUGCUGAAGUGACCCAUUUGCCAGGGGACACAGAGUUCAGUCCCAGCAUGAAGAAAACUAUCUCUCUGGCUCCAAAGACCUACAACAGCCUGGAGACUGGACCCUUACCUCUCCUUCACACUCUCCCCGAAGGCUUCAAGAUGAGCUCGAACAGCAGGAUUACGUCUGAUCUGAGGCCACAAACAGCCAGUCAACCAUCAUCGAUCCCAAUGACAACAAGACCAAACAAAAUCAUCCGUGGGACCCUCCCAAGUGUUAUCCCUAGCACGAGUCCAGGAGCCACAAAGCUAAAUCUAAAUUCUAAUACUGACUCCAGUUUAAAAGCUAAGAUACUACCCAAUGUGGAGGAAACAGCACCCAGACAAACUCAAGAUCCAGAAAAAAGGAUGAUUCCAGUCCCUUCCCCCCAUGCCCAAACUACUUCCACACUCAGCCCUGACUUCAGGUCAACAACCCCUGCCACCUCUGGCCCUGAGCCCCUGGCUGCUGAGUCUUCCACUCCCAGUGCACGUGAGCUGCGUGUGAAAAUCAAACAGGUGGCUGCUUUCCUCAAUAACAGCCUGAGUCUAAAUGGAGGAUCACCGGACAGGAAUCCAAAAGAACACCAUAAGGACAACCAGGGAGGCAGCAGGUCUGACCACAAACCACCAACACGGUUACAAUUUAAAGUCAAAGCGGUGAAGAGAGAUUGCUCAGACCACCUGCUCCGAGGAGCAACAAAGAGCGGCGUGUACCUGGUGACCCCUGACAUCCGCAGCAAAAGCUUCCCUGUCUUCUGUGACAUGGAGCUGGGUGGUGGAGGAUGGACCCUCCUGCAGCGCCGACAGGACGGCAGCGUCAGCUUCAACCGCACCUGGGCCGAGUACCGAUCAGGCUUCGGGGACCUGGACGGCGGGGAGUUUUGGCUGGGUAACAAUAUGAUCCACCUGCUGACCCGCCACAGGGACAUGGUGCUGCGGGUGGAGCUGGAGGACUUUGACGGCGCGAUGGAGUAUGCAGAGUAUAAGCAGUUCAAGGUGGCAAGUGAGCGUCUGCGCUACAGGCUGACAUUAGGGGUUUACUCUGGUACGGCAGGCGAUGCGCUCCGCUUCAGCAAAAGCUACGAUCAUAACAACAGGCCGUUCACCACCCCGGACAGGGACAAUGACCGCUAUCCAUCCGGGAACUGCGGGGCCUACUACAGCUCCGGCUGGUGGUUUGAUGCCUGCAUGGCUGCAAACCUCAACGGGAGAUACUACAGGGGAAGGUAUUCAGGAGUCCGGGAUGGGAUUUUCUGGGGGACGUGGCACAACAUAUCGACAGAGUAUUACCCCACCAAUGACAGACGGUCCUUUAAAACUGUCAGGAUGAUGAUCAGACCAAGCGGCUUCGCACCAUGAGCUUUUACUCCAAAUUCAAAAAAAAAAAGAAAAAAAAAAAGUACAAAAUAAACACAAAAGGACCACAGCAGACUACAUAAGCUCCUAAAAUGCUCCUUACAAUUUUAACAAAACCUAUUAUGCUCCUCGCACAUUUAUUGUACACCAUAAACCCAAUGCUGCCGCCUUGUGGUGUUUGAUUUUGCAAUAGCCUACUGUUUUGGUUAAUAGACAAUAACUGGGGAUGUACAUAGUUAAAAACGUUAUAGACCUAAUUACAUAGUAUCUUUCUUUAUAACCUUUUAAUAUUAAUAUGUCACAUCAUUUUUUUGAGAGUGGAAUUUGCUCAAAGAAGAGACAGAAAAAUCCUCCUGUGAGGAGUUAUUUUUCUAAGAUAAUAGUCUGAAUCUGACUGGUAUGCAGCAACAAAGACUGAUAUUUUUUUAUUACAGUACUGGAAGGCCAGUUGAUGGUUGAUUGAAGAUGGUUGGGAUGUUUUAUAAUUAAGUUCAUUUUGUUAAGAUAAAUAAAAUGAAUUUACAUAAAUGAUUUUCAUUCGUUUGUUUUUUGUCUGC